AAAAUAUAUAUAUCCUCGCUUUCCUUCCCGUCGCCGCCUGAAACCGCUGCGCUCUCGGCUUGGAUAGCAAGGGUCUCAGUCUCUCAGAGGGAGCAAGAAGAGGAUCUGAGGGUGAGAUGGCGAUCGACCACGAGUCCCCGUUCAAGGAGCUCCGCCUCAAGAACCGAAGGAUCAUGGGCGGCGGCGGCCCUGACCCUGAGCCGGAGGAGGAGGAGGAGGAGGGCGUCACGGCGGCGUACGCGGAGCGGUGGCCGCGGUGGCUGCAGCCGCUGCUGUCCGCGCGCUUCUUCGCGCAGUGCAGGACGCACAGCGACUCCAACCGCAGCGGCGAAUGCAACAUGUUCUGCCUGGACUGCUCGGCCGCCGGGGGCACGGGCACGGGCGCGGGCGCGCUCUGCUCGCUGUGCCUGGCGCAGCACGGGCACCGCGACCACCACACCAUCCAGAUCCGGCGCUCCUCCUACCACGACGUCAUCCGCGUCUCGGACAUCCAGCGCUUCAUGGACAUCGCCGGCGUGCAGACCUACGUCAUCAACAGCGCCCGCGUCGUCUUCCUCAACGAGCGGCCGCAGCAGCAGAAGCCGGGUGGCGGCAAGGCCGCGUCGUCGUCGUCGGCCUCCGCCAACCUCUGCGAGGUCUGCGCCCGCAGCCUCCUCGACAACUUCCGCUUCUGCUCCCUCGGCUGCAAGGUCGUCGGCUGCUCCCCCGACGCCGCCAAGGCCAGGAACUGGCUCCUCCGGGCCGCCGACGGCGACGGUUCCACCACAUCCUCCUCGGCCCCGCGCAACGCCGACAGGAAGCUGAGCUUCACGCCGCCCACGCCGCAGCCGACCCUGCCGACGAAGCGCCGCAAGGGCAUCCCGCACCGCGCCCCGUUCGGCAGCCUCAUCGUCGAGUACUAGAAUCUCCUUCUCCCCCAGCCAUCGCUGUCCACGUCCGUUGCUUCUGCAUUGGCAGUUGGCACUACACGCGCGCGGUAGAGUGGAAGUACUCUUCAAACGACGGAAUGGAAUCGCACAGUGAGCCAGUGAAUCCAGAUUACAGGCAAGCCAAUAGGUUGGCCACCACUUGGGUGGCCUGGCCCGCCUUUCUUUGCCACGGCACUUCGGUUGGUGGGUGCUUAUCGAGGUGGAUGCCAUUUGCUCGCUGGCUUCGCUUUCCAGAAAGGGGAGGGAGGAGAAAGGAAGGUGGAUGGAUUGGAUCGGACAUCGGAGGAAGAAUCAAAACCAGCUUUUCAUCACUGUUCACGAGAUAUAUGUUUCUUUCUGUCUGAGAAAUACAUGUAAAUUUUA
Messenger RNA from Zea mays, 1292 nucleotides. RefSeq lists its product as uncharacterized. NCBI's taxonomy places the organism in Eukaryota, Viridiplantae, Streptophyta, Magnoliopsida, Poales, Poaceae. The record is from RefSeq and is marked validated.